Messenger RNA from Hemicordylus capensis (graceful crag lizard), 1866 nucleotides. RefSeq names its product claudin-10-like. Gene Ontology annotation, biological process: bicellular tight junction assembly; cell adhesion. Bases 623 to 1594 code for a protein of 323 amino acids. Gene Ontology annotation, cellular component: plasma membrane; bicellular tight junction. Lineage: Eukaryota; Metazoa; Chordata; Lepidosauria; Squamata; Cordylidae. The record is from RefSeq and is a predicted model, not a curated record. The transcript is spliced from 3 exons. Gene Ontology annotation, molecular function: structural molecule activity.
CUUGCAGUUAGAACUGUGUGCCACACCUCCCAGGUCCUUAGCCAUGCCCCCUAAAUAAUGUGCACACAGUCACGUCCUUCUCCUUAUUUUCAUGAGGUGAAUGCUGAGGAUUAUAGUGGCACAAUCAUGCCAGUAAAGUUCAGGUGAGUAUUUCCAACAUUCUGUCAUUAUAAGCCUUGAACAUUCUGUUGCUUAUAAAGUGAAAGGUAUCCACCUAAUCUCUCUGAAAUCAUGAACACAUCAACUAGGGGAUGAGAGGCACGACUUCUCUGAAUUUGGCGCAAACCUGUUGCAAAAUGGAUGAGAUACCUCACUUUACAUUUUUAACUCCUAAAACGUGCUGGCUAUGUUUUUCACCACAUAGAAUGUAUAUUUUUAAAAUGUUUGAUGUCUUUUUAGUAUUACCCCAAACUUCAGGUACAUACUGGACUGGUGCCUUUUGCUGAAAGUAACUAAGGGGGUUAGCUGAAAGCAUAACUGAGUCUGCCCAGUGAGAAUUCUGAAGCCAAAGUUGGGAGGAGCAAGGCCUGGCAAUUUCUAGUGUUCUGCCACUGCAGCCGCUAAGUGAAAACAGAAAUGUGCCCAAUGAGACCAUUUUUACAGUAAAUCUGCAGUUUCCAAGAUGGGCGACGUCGUAAUCAAUACCGUAGUAUCAACUGGUGCAGUAUUAAAAAUUAAGAAAUGCCUGGCUGAGGUCAGCUUCUUUCAACUUUGUGCCUUUUUCCUGAGCCUUAGUGGAUGGCUUAUGUGUAUGACAUCCGCAAUCCUUGUCCAGUGGAGAGUGUGGCACGUUAGUAACCACUAUGGUGGAACCAGCAUUGCUUGGAUUGGGAUUUGGGAGACCUGCCGUGUUGAUGAAGCUCCGUCUAUUGUUGAUGAGCAAAAUCUCAUGAACUGUACAGAACUCAGCAACCUACACACCUUCCUCCCCAGUGAGAUUAUAGCUGCCCAGAAUCUCAUGGUACUCGCUACCAUUGCGGGGGCAGUGCAAACAGGCUUUCUCUCUGUGGCCUUCUUAAAUAUAUAUAAGAAGCAAAAACAGAGAAAACAUGUUUCCAACCUUUUUUUGAUUGCAGGCCUUAUCAAUUUGUCAUCGGGAAUAGGUGUCUUCAUUCCAAUUGUUUGGAAUAUGGUUUCUGUCUUGUCAGAAGCACCAAUUUUCUUCCCUGAAGAUUUCCAUUUACCACAUCAACCAGAAUACCAAUAUGUUGGAGCUGCGCUUCCGAUUGGGCUGAUUUCUGCUGUUUUCCAGAUCUUGAGCGGAUGUUUUAUUCUGUGCAAUAACCAUUUGGCAGUCAAGAAAAUGUCAGCACUGGCAACAGAGGCAUCUGCAAGGGCAAGUGAAACCACUCUUUGUCAAAAGUGUUCAUUGUCCUUAGUGCCUAAAACCCCAAAGCCAGAGGAAUCUGCUUCUGUGACCAUCGAGAGCCCAUUGGACGUGCAACACAUUGAAAACCCAUCUGUGAUUCUCCAGAUGGAUAACUUCUCUGAAGACGUGACCAAUCCCAGGGAGCCUGUUCCAUCACUGCCCGAAAGUCAUAUUGUAUUGGUGACUCCAUACACUGAACCAACAGUUGGUGAUGAAUCUAAAUAAUCAGAUUCUAAACACACCAGGACAUGAGCUGUAUACAUUUGAAAGUUAUAGAAACCUUUGAAAGGGAUAGUGGGUCUGUUUAUGUUGCAGGAAUAUUUGUUUGUUUGUUUGUUUGUUUGUUUGUUUAUUGCUGUAGGGGUUGUUUUUAUACUUUGGGGAUAACUUUUGUGCUGUUAACAAUAAUGGCUGUUUUCAUGGUAUAGGCUACUAUUAUCUUUGAUAGUUUUAUGUUUCUCACCUUUUAUUAAAAAUAUCCAGCUAUUUUAAUCACA